CUCACAUUUCCCCUCCGUCACAUAGAGACUCGUAGCUUUCUUUACCAAGGCAUCUGAUGACUACUGCUGAAAUAUCUCUGUAUCUUGUAUUCUUAUUUAUAUACUACUUACGCACCACACAGACGAUUAUGUUUUACUCUUUAGCGGGGGAUUUUUCAAAUACAAACGCACCAAGAUGUUCUCAGCGGUAAGGCAUCCCAUUCGACUAGGCGCUGUUCUUUCUUCCCCAUUAAAACGUGUCAGUGUAGAAAGAUAUCUACCGUUCGUUCAAGAAACACCAACAGUUACAGUACCGCGUGGUUCGAAGGUGGGACAUGAUUCAACGAGACACCCAACACCCUGUCACUCUGGCCCGUCGGGCCAGAUGGACAAGGGUGUCGCGCCCAUAAUGCAAGGCUCCUGGAAUUACGUCUAUGUCAGUUAGUUCGCCCUUGUCUUCUCCCUCGUACUAUAGAUUGUCUUGAGGUCAGAUAUUACCUUGACUGGUGCCAACUUGAAUUUUUAGUCCUUAGGGGCCAUUAGAGUUCAGCACUACCAGAGCAUAUGUCGAAUAUGUCGACCAAAUAUUCUCCCAAACGGGGAAGCCCUGCGACAUCGAUAAUAGUCACGGCGAGUUCUAUAGAGCAAAGUAGGUGAUAUAUCUGUCGAUAAGGAACGAGUGUCGCAGACACCAAGGCCCUGCGGCCUGAGUUUCAAAAUGGAGGGUAUGCUGCGACAGGUGCCUGGUAUUCACUAUUA
Messenger RNA from Aspergillus alliaceus, 738 nucleotides. RefSeq lists its product as uncharacterized. The transcript has a single exon. The record is from RefSeq and is a predicted model, not a curated record. The coding region runs from base 176 to 424 and encodes 82 amino acids. Lineage: Eukaryota; Fungi; Ascomycota; Eurotiomycetes; Eurotiales; Aspergillaceae.